Messenger RNA from Astyanax mexicanus (Mexican tetra), 4573 nucleotides. RefSeq names its product mitogen-activated protein kinase kinase kinase 14a (gene map3k14a). Lineage: Eukaryota; Metazoa; Chordata; Actinopteri; Characiformes; Acestrorhamphidae. Gene Ontology annotation, biological process: positive regulation of canonical NF-kappaB signal transduction; protein phosphorylation. The coding region runs from base 137 to 2812 and encodes 891 amino acids. Gene Ontology annotation, molecular function: ATP binding; protein kinase activity. The record is from RefSeq and is a predicted model, not a curated record. The transcript has 16 exons.
GCUCUGCUGAGUAUCUGGAGGAGGAGGAACCUCGAGCAGAGGCAGCAGCAGCUCUCAGACCGCAAGCACAACGACACACAUACGAGACAUUCGCCUGCGUUUUCUUCACUUCUCACACAUUAACCGUCUCUGAAAAAUGGCAGCGGUACAGAGGUUUUUCAACUCCACCAUGCCCUUUUCCGAUGCCAAAGACCAGCAAAAGAUAGUUGGUUGUCACUACCCCAUGCCAGAACCACAUGCAGCAGGCACCGCUGGCAAAAACGAGCUCCAUAAGCAGAUUCUUGGUACAGCCCUUUUGAAGGCCAUCUAUCAAGGAACAGCCAAGCAAGUGGGAACGGGGUCUCUGGGGACAGAGAAGUCAUCCUUUAUUGCCCAGGCAGAGUGUGAAUCUCAGGACUCGCAGGAAUUCUGCCCUAACACCAGACUCCAAAAUAACAUCUACAGUGAAGUCAGCACUUCCCUCUCUUGCACUCAGAGGUCAGCCAGUCGCCGGCGGCCGCGGAAAAAGCGUCGAAAGAGGCGACGGAGGCAGGGGGAGAGGGAGGGUCAGCGGCCGGAUGAAGAGAGGGAGAGAGUGAGAGAGAGGAGACUGACUGGAGUGCCAGAACAGGACAGUGGAGAGGUGGGACAGUGUAUCUACAGCAGUCAAAGCAGCAGCUCUUACAGCAGUACCAGUAGCAGCAGCAGCAGAAGCAGUGCUGUUAGCACAGAGAGCCUGUCUGUGCAGGAGACAGCUCAGCCUCACCACAACCUUCACAGCACACCCCUUUCCUCCCCACACUGCCCACACUGGAGGCCCCUCCAGACACAGCCGUCCUGUGACCUCUAUGGCCAGGAGUGUCAAAGUUCGGUUGACUCGUCUCUGGUCAGUGAGACAGAGUGCCAGCUGGCUGUCCAGGGUCUCCGAAACUACGUCACAAACGCUGAAAGAUGCUACGCACCAGCUUUCGCCAGAGAAAUGGUCAAAGAAGAGGAGGAGAGACAGCAGCAGCAGGAGGAGGCGGAGGAUGAGGAGGAAGGGUGGGAGGAAAAUGACACAAACGAAGGGAUUCUCUUCGAAAAGAAACUCAAUCCCAAAAACUAUGAAUAUCGGGAGGGGACGGAUUAUGAAGUUUAUGGUUUGAUAAAGCAAGGCUCAUAUGGAGACGUGUACAGCAUCAGGGACAAAUCCAGUGGCUUCAUCUGCGCUGCCAAAAAGGUGCCAUUAAAGGGAUUCAGUUCUGAGGAGGUGGGCUCGUGGAGUGCCCUCAAAGCUCCUCAUGUGGUGGAACUCUUUGGAUUUGUGCGAGAAGGUGCAUCUGUGAUUCUUUUUAUGGAUCGUAAACCUGGCUGUCUGGGGCAGUUGCUAAAGGAGAGGGGCCGUCUGCCUGAGGAUCUCUCCCUGCACUACCUGCACCAAGUGUUGGGGGCGCUGGAACAUCUGCAUAAGAGGCGCAUCCUGCACCUGGACAUCAAAGUUGAUAAUGUGUUGCUGUCUGAAGAUGGGAAAGAUGCGUUCCUUUGUGACUUUGGAGAGUCAGAGCGAUUAGACCAUCAUGGAUUCAGUCCUUACAAAGGUCUGAAGGGUACAGAGACACACAUGGCUCCUGAAGUGGCACGCGGAGACCAGCGCUGCGCCAAGGCGGACGUGUGGAGCAGCUGCUGCAUGCUUCUGCACAUGCUCAAUGGCUGCCAGCCCUGGAUCCGAUACUACUCCCACCCUCUUUGUCUGAAGAUAGCCGAAGAGCCGCCACCCCUAAGGGAGAUCCCGGCUGACUGCAGCUCAUAUACUGCUGACGCCAUUAAACGAGGACUGCAGAAAGACCCGAGCCAAAGAUCUUCGGCCAAGGAUCUCAGACUGCUAACAGCCAAAGCACUUAAACAAUUGGGAGGUCUUCGUAGCCCUGCGAAGGGAGGAGCCUAUCAGAAACCAAUAGAGAAGCCAGAGAGGCGUGAUGCCGCCCCUCUCUCCCGUAGCUCUGUGCAGCAGUGGAUGGGCUCAGAGCAAAAGCGGAGAGAGGGGGCUGGAGUGAGGGAAGGGCUGGAGAACACGAGCACCAGUGACGACGAACCAGAGGAGGUGGUCAGUGAAGAGGAGGAGCCAGAGGAGGAGGAAGAUGACGGUGAUGAAGAACAAGAGGAUAGAAUAAAUAGAAGAAAUAAGAGAUGUCCUCCUCAAGCUUCAACGCUCUAUAUCCACCCUCCAAACCCAGAACCCAGUGAACUCACCGAGCAGGAGCUCCAGCUACGCAAACUUGAGAGGGAUUUCUUCCUAAGUAGCCUGUCUCAGCCUCACUCCGCUGAACUACAGGAACAGCUCCUGUCCUGCCUGGGCAGUGACUGCCCCUCUGCCAGAGAGCCAUGGGAAAAGAAGGAUUCGGGACGCUGGUCCGUCGGCCCUGGCGAUGACCUCAGCUCAGGUGUGUUCUCCUACAACAGCCAAUCGGACGGCCAGAGCUUCAGCAUGGACUGGCUUGUUCCAGCCCAUCAGCCUCCGCCCCGCUGCUUUGAGGGAGUUGAUGUUUGCAUCAGGGAUUUUAACGGACGCUGCUUCCGUAUCCGUGAAACACCCCGGGUGAAAGUGGGCCACAUUGCUGUAGGAAUCAGUGAUCAGAUCUCCGAGAAUGUGUUCAGUCUGCAGGGUGAGGACGGUUCUCUGGUGCCUCAUGAUAAGGAAGUGCAGGAAACGGGCCUUUUCCUGCGCUGCGUCCCCGCCCCAGACUGUAGCCACGCCCCCUGCUGCAGACGAGCUCCAAGCUGCAGACACCCCCCCUGCUGCAAAACACCAUGGAGCUGGAGAGUACGCGAUGGAGUGCUGGAGAGCAAAGAUUGAUUUCUGAUUGAUUGACUCUGUAAAGCCUGCACUUCUUCUAUUCCCACUUUACGCACUAAAGCUCUGUCUCUUAUAUAAAAAAUAAAUAUGUCUUUAUAUAGAUUAAAAAAGUGUAUACAGGGUUUAUACCACUGAUAACAUCUGUUUGUCUAAUGCAUGCCUAAAUCACACUUGCUCUAAUGUUGGUAAAUAUCUCAAAUAUAAAAAAUAGACCUGGGACCGGAUUCACAAAUGCAUCUUAAGAAAUAAAUUUCAACUUAUUAAUUAACUUUUAAAGAAAAAUUAUAAGAUAAAUGAUUAUUUUAAUCUCAAAAAAGGUCCAAGAACUAAUUUAGAUUCUUCAAACGAGACACGGACGGAGACACUAAUAACUAGGUGGGGCUAGACAAGGGCGGAGACAAGGGAUGAGGAAAAAAAAAGUCAAAACAAAAUAGAGGCAUGUACUGUAAAAUAUACUUCUUCAACUGCUAUUAACAGUAGUAAAAAAAAACAUAUUUUUCUUAAGAAAUUAAUUCUUAUUGCUUAUUAUUUAACUUAAUACUUAAGAAAAAAAGGUAUUUUUUAAUCUCAAAAAAGUCAGAGAACAAUUCAGAUCCUUAUAAAUAAUUUAUAUUAAUAAUUAUAAUUAAAAAACAAAAACAAAUCUUACAAUAGUUUCACACUAAUUUUAGACCUAGUUGGCACCUGAUCACAUUACUGACUAAUAUGUGGAUUAUUUUCAAGAUUUUCAGCACAUGCAUCUCUGUUUAGUCAGACUGAAAUAAUGUGAAAUUGCUGUGGGGCAAUACAAAUUCAUACAAAUUCACUCACUGCACCACAAUUAUUUCUGGCGUUUUGGUUAUACUGGGAGAAAUUAAAUGGUUGUUAAAUAUAUUUUGGAGAGAUGGAUGUGUUUACACUGCAGUAACAUGCGGUUCAGAUGCGUCUCAGACCACCUCCUGAAGUGGUUUGACUAAUCAGAAUUAAAUAUAUGUUUGUUAACACUUUAUGCGGUUCAGUAUAAUAUGAACUCUUUAUAGUUCUAUAUUAUAAAUGCAAUUCAUUUUUAGCUCUUGGUUACUAAAUGUUUUGAAUGUGUAAUAUGAUUUCGGGUUUUCAUCCAUUUUGCACAGAUUUACCUGAAUAUUAAACCAUUCAAAAUGUUAUUGCACAUUAUUUAAGAUAAGAUGUAAAAUGCAGCAAUACAAUUAUACCUUAUAAACUUCUAUAUCUGAAAACGAUACAAAGGGUCUCAAGAAAAUCUUAAGAAAAUAAUUACAAAUUGCAUUUCUGCAUACAUUCCUAUGAAGUGUAUAUAUUAUCUUAAGAGCCAUUGUAUUUGCAUUUUCUUAGGGAGGUUUUUGUGAAUCCAGUCCCUGUUUAAUGCUGUCCUGUUCUCCUGUUUCUGGUUGAUUCACCAAAUUGUACACUUACAUGUAAAAAUGUGACUUUUUACACAUAUUUCAAGUUUUUCAAACAUUCCAUAAAAUUGUUGUGUAUUAUAAGAAAGUUUACACUGUGUGCUAAUAAGGUUUGAAUGUUGUUUACAGAUUUACAUGUUUUAAAACCAUCCUUAUGACUCAGCUUAAGUUAACUCCUAAUCACACACCCAUCAGUCAAUCACAGUAAUUAUACACCAUUUCUUGCUGCAGCAUAGAGCCAUAUAUAGUCAUUUCUACUGUAGUGUGCUACUCUUUUCUUAACCACUGCUAAUUACUGCUACCCCCUCCUACAGCCACCAUGAGCAUGACUGUGAGAAUAAAAGCUGUGAUUUCAUACCAA